Molecule: messenger RNA, 6129 nt
Organism: Plasmodium cynomolgi strain B
Lineage: Eukaryota; Apicomplexa; Aconoidasida; Haemosporida; Plasmodiidae
Exons: 4
Coding region: 1-6129 (2042 amino acids)
Molecular function (GO): gamma-tubulin binding
Source: RefSeq, a predicted model, not a curated record
AUGAGAGGCAUGCGCCCCAGGCACGAACACCAUGGAGAGCCCCAAAGGGACUGUUCCAACCUAUCCUUAGUGAGACUAAUCGACGAGUGGAGUUGUAUCGAAGCAAAGUCUUAUCCAAUAAAAGAUAGAAAUACAUUAAGAAGAAUACGAUACGAAAUUAAAAGAUUCAUUUAUGCAAAUAUUUUGCACAAGAUCAGAGUAAAUUUCCUUCUGUUCCAAACCGUUUACAGUUAUAGGUACAAUUACGAGAUGCUGUACGUAGGCAAUCAGCACUCCUUCGACAUGCACUCGGGAGGAGGUGGGGACUUGUAUGAUGUGCUCAGGAGGCACUAUGCGCAGGGAGAAGAGUCUGGGGGGGAGGUGGAUAUGACAUCAGAUUUGAGGGAUGGAUCUCCCAUAGACACCGAGGAGUUGGGUGACAGUUCAGCCUAUGCUUGCUCCAACUCUAUUUCCUUAAUGGGCGGUGUCUCCCAGCCCGGGGAGGAUUCCUUCCUCCUGGGGGGAGUGCGCGGGAGGGACAAGCUCUCCCCUGAGUUGUAUACAUCUAUGGUGGCCUGCUGUCUCGUGCUCCUCGAAAGGAAGUACUACCUCGACUUUAUUUGUUUGUACAUUUACAUGAAGGCCUACUUCGCGUUGGACAGCGUGCCUAUGAGAAACGGGACAGUCUUAAAGCUUACAUGUCAUGAGAGCUUCCUAAGCAUGUUGCUGUUAUUGUCCGACCUGACCACGCAGAGCAGCACCGACGGAGGGGAUAGACACCUCGGGGGAGACAGACACUUCGGGGGAGGAGGCACACACUUCGGGGGAGACAGACACUUCGGGGGAGACCCAUCAUACCACCCUGCACACACAGAAAAAAAGGACAUGUACAGUUUGAACACGUUUGAUGAGGACCUACGAAUUAAACAUAUUUCAAAAUUUUCGUAUAACGUUCUUUUUCUCCUAAGGGUGAAAAUAAAUUUUAGUGAGUUGAACUACGACUUGAGUUCAGAUGUGUAUUCCUCUCUGUGUAACUUCGUCAUUUCAUUUAGGGAUGCGUUCACGAGCAGGUUCGUGGACAGACUGAACGAGUUGGAUGGGUUGACACUGAGGUGUAGGCAUCACAUUUGGGGGAGUGCUCGAGGGGGUGGCAACCACAGUGAUGAUAGGGAUAACCGUGUGGGGACUGCUUUCGACAUGGGGAGCAUCAUCCCGAUGGACCGAAGCUGUAGUGGGGAACCCUCCACCUGGAGUGCGCCCGGACUAGCAUGUGGGAACUACGCUUCGUUGCUUCUUCCCAACAUGAGUGAUAUGUCGAUGUAUCAGAACGGAAGCAUCUUUACGCAUUUCACGGAUCGAAAGGGAGCAUCGGGGGGGAAGUCCCAGCUGGACAGUUUUUUCUGUGGGCCACACCUGAGCGCCAAGGAGGCCACUUAUUACAACUUCAGCCUGUUCAGCGGUGGGGAGAUGGCUAGCGAUGGGGAGAACAUUUGGAGGGAGGUACACUGCGGUUUUCGUAGUAUAAAUAGCGGCGGCGAGCAUUCCCAUCUGGCCCACCCCCCGGGGAGGGCGAAGGCGCGGCAUGUCUUCACCCUUAGAGAAGCAGACAUAUACCAGGAGGAAGAGCCGUGCAAGAUCGAAAGCGAAGCCAUCACCACGUACACAUACGUAAGAAGGAACCACGGGGAGAAGACCCAAAACGAUGAGGGGACGUACCUCUCAACCAAUGUGAAAAGGAGAUGGGGAAGCAGAAGCGGGAGCAGAAGGAGGAGCAGACGGAGGAGCAGUCCCAACGGAGGAACCAGCGAUGCAGAGCAACCCUACUUAUGGCACAAGUCGUAUGCAAACGACACAUGCUCUCUCAACGCAAUAGUAAAAAAAAAUAAAAAUAAUAAAAAUAAAAAUAAAAAAUACAAAACACAUUUUUUAAGUAUCAUUAACAGCAUCUACGUUACUCUCCACAAGAAUGUCAUUUGCAGCUUAAACAGUAGGAUAGAGGAUAGAAAUGAGCCUUGGAGGGGGGAGAAGGGAGAGCUGCAGAAGGGAGUGCUGCAAAAGGGAGAGCUGCAAACGGGAGAGCUGCAAACGGGAGAGCUGUUGAACACAUGCAAGCAUGAAAUUAUGGCGUGUCUGCUGGGACAUGAGAGCGAAACGUUUCCCAGUCGACACACCUUUGUCAGGAGCAGCAGGGCUCAAAGGGGGAAGCCAAAAUGGAAGGAGAGCGCCCCUCACGUUAAGAGGAACAACUUAAACAGAUUGAGAAGGGGGAGCAUUUACAUCAGUAAAAAUUUCGUAUGUGUUAACCGUGGUGUUGCCUUUUGGUUGGACAAGAAAAAGGAGGAGGUUUUCCGCCUGCGCUUUCAGCCCUUCCGAAAUUUGUUUUCGUCUCCCUUUUACCAGAAGUACUUCCACCUCUUCCUGUUCUUCGCCAGGGUUGGCACGCUGGUGCGGUACGUGCAUGCGUUCGUGCGCGUCUUCUCGGGGUUGCUUUUCCGGGGGGGGCUCGACAGCGACAGUGACAGUGACAGCGACAGCGACAGCGGUGGUGGUGGUAGCGGUGGUGGUGGUAGCGGUGGUGGUGGUAGCGGUGGUGGUGGUUGGCGGCAAGGAACACAGCCGAGCGACCCGCGCCGAAGGAGGAAGGAAGAAGAGCGCAGCAGACAGGACCACCACGAGGAAGGCAUAAUCCCGAUGGGAGAAGUAUUCACCACGUUUAUCAGCUCAGUGGCGAAGUACCUACACUCGUAUUCAGAACAAAUAAGGAGAGUCAUGCUCCACGGAAAUGCUAACAGCCCCAUGGAGAUAUACAACCAAGUUAAGAGACACACGGAGUGCAUCGAGCUUCUGGCAUUCCUCUGCUCCAGUUAUACGCACGAAAAGGAGGAAGUGUUUCGCAAGAGGUACUUCGUCUUUUAUAACCUCCCCCCUGGUGGGAUACCUCCUGAUGAGCUACCCCCUGAUGAGCUACCUCCCGAUGGGCUACCCCCUUAUGGGACAACCGAUUCGAAUCUGAAGCAAGUGAUCGAGUACAAUUCCCUCCUCAACGUUAUUUAUGGCUUGUCACACAAGCCUCGGGGGGAGGGAACAGAAAUCCGCGGUGAUUGUAAGGUGUAUAGUGACGGUGAGAAGCGAAUUAUGUGUGGUAGCCGUGAGAAGCAAAUAUUGUGUGGUAAGCGUGCCGACCUGUUCAUUUUCCCCAGGGGUAGCGAGCUGCUCAGUUACGUCUACAGGUAUUACUACCUCUUCCUUAGUAGUAGGAGGAAGCAUUUGGAGAAGCUGUGCAAGUUCCUUUUUCUGCGUAUAGUAAAACCCCUCCUGCAUUUCCUCUACGCCUAUGUUUUCCUGGGGGUCAACAGGGACUUCCACUACGAGUAUAUAAUCAGCAAGCGGGUGGCAAGGCAAUUCUUUUUCGUGUUGCACAAGGGAGCUAGGUACUAUGAACGGGGGCGCCUUCUAUCCGACCCGUUCCUUUCGCUCCCCAUUUUUUUAAAGUACGCCAUAGGGGUCGUUUACAGAGCAGGCGAGCUGUCCAGAAUUUUAAGAUCAAUCAGCGAAGAAGACUUCCAGCUAGCCAUUCCAAAAAUUUCAAGUGGCAAAAAAAAUUUUUUUCAUUUGCACACAAACCCGAGUCGGAAGAAGCUGAGGAGUCCAAGUGAAGGGUUCGAAAAUAUUUUUAUCGAGCAUUGGAAUGAUGAAGAAAGUGCCAAUUAUGUUUUCUCCAGAACGAGGAGGAAUAUAAGGAAGCGGUUGGAGCGGUACGUGCGCUCCUUCCGCAGUGCUCUCAGUCGUCCCGCUGGUCCCACGAGGAGUGGAAGCACCAACCAUGAUGACAUUACCAUGAAUAAGGGCAACGAGGAGAGUGAUGCCAACCGCGCAACUGGGGUGCUGGACAGCAAAGUAGACAUGGAAGAUGCGAGGGGGGGGAGUGACCUCCACGGUGACCUCCAUGGUGACCUCCAUAGUGACCUCCAUACGCGCAGACUGAGGAAGUCGAUCAAAUUAAGGAUCAUCGCUAAGCGGGGGAAGAAGCCAGGUGGUAGGGGACAACCCGGUAAGGGACAACCCGGUAGGGGACAACUCGGUAGGAGAGACCCAAAUCCAAAGCAACAGGAAGACGGCUCAUCAGACUGGAGUAGCGACGUUACUUCGUUCCCUCUCUCCGAUGACACCACAGCGUCGUCACACCGUGGUGGCAGGGCAUGGAAGAAGGAGGUGCCUUUAAAAUGGUGCCAAUUUCAUUGUGCUGUUAAAAAUGGGCCACCAGGCGAUGGGGAGACCCGCAGCCCGUUCACCCCGCUCAGCCUGACCACGAAUGCUCAGCUGGACGAAGUUGACCCUUCUGAGGAGCGAAAAAACCUUGCAACGUUCCGCAUAGACUACGAGGAUGAUGGGGGGAAGCUUACGAGUUCAGUACAGUUGGGAAGGAAACCCUACUACAGACAUGCCCUAAGGGAGAAAGAUGCAGAGUGGAUCAAAUUGGUGAAGCCCUGGGAGAGAGAGAAUGGAAGCUACGUGGGGGGUGGAAGCUACGUGGGAGGUGGAAGCUACAUGGGAGGUGGAAGCUACAUGGGAGGUGGAAGCUACGUGGGGGGUGAAGACCACACAUGUGAUUUGCUCCAGGACCAUGGCACAGAGAGUGUCUCCCCCCCUCUGUGGUGUGGUUCACACAAAAUGGAAAUUAAAAGCAUUAACUAUUUCCUGUACAGAAAUAUUUUCAUUCCUAUCAAAGAGCAUUACGAUAAUGUAAACCGCAUCCUCGUGUGGUCCUUUUUAUUAAAUCACAACCUGCUAGCAUUCGUUUGUCUGUUGAAAUGUACCAUGUUUUUCGAAGCGGAGGAGAAACACAGAAUUUUUUCAUCCCUCUUGAGCAGCAAGAAGGGUGGUGGGUCGAACGCUCCAGGGAGUGACUUCUUGAAUAGCAACCAUUUAGAUGAUCCACCCUAUGUCAGGCAUGCUGCCAUAGAUGAUACCUGUACCUCAGAGACGACCCAAUCAAGGGAAAGACGGAGAAGAAAACUACUGCACCAUCGAGUAGGCAGCUAUUUUUACACCGCCGAAAAUAUAUCCUCCAAAUUUGCAGACAUCCAUGUGCUUAUUGAAAUUCCUUACCAAUUAAAUUUUUUUUUUGACGACACUGUUGUUAGUUGCUACACGAGUGUGUAUAGAUUAACAGCUCUGCUUUAUUUUACUCGGCAAAGUUUAAAUAAUAUUUUUGGGCGUUUCCGUCAUUUGUGCAAGCCGUUGGUUUAUCGGUACAGGAAGGGCAGUAGUGGUUGGGGGGAAGGACACGAGAAGGAGAAGGAGAAGGAGAAGAAGAAGAAUGGGGGCACGCACUUCCGCUCAAGCGACUUUAAGUACAUGGAUGUGAUUAACAGCAUCGCGCAGGGGAACUCUUCCAGCGAGGGGGAGCAGCUCAACGGGGAGCACCUCACUGGGGAGCAGCCCAACGGGGGGAGGCAAAGUGGCAGCCCUCCCCGGAACUGCCUCCUCUCGAGGAACACCUGCAACGCGCACAUAACGAGGGAGCGUUUCCUCAGCAUCGGAUUCGACAAGCAUUUCACGAGACACCCAAAUGUCUGUAAAUUUUUGAGUCAUGUCAAAAUACUGAGUGAUUUACUUAAGGACCUAAAUCAAAUACGAGUCGAAAUGAAUUUCCUUCUUGACAGCAUUCACGACUACAUAGUCAACACGAAUAUCGUUCGAAGUUAUUAUUUUUUUUUUAAUAAUGUGUUGAAGAUAAAACGGUUCUGCACUUUGAUUGAAUUCCACAGAAGUCUAGCUGAGCAUCUCUAUCACUUCUCCUUCCUCUCUCCUGAAUUUAUUUCUCUGAACAGAAUUAUUACUGACAUGGUUAACCUUGUGCAUGUGUUUAAGCGCAUCAUGGAUUCUUUGACAUGGGUAGAUGUGGAUUCUCAAGAACCGGUGAAUUUUUUGGAGACCUUCCAAGAGCAUACCCAGCAUGUGGAACGCAACAUCAUUUUACUUACUUCUGCAGAGGUUCAGGAGUUCAUCGGGGCCUUUUAUUCCAACAGGAACGAGUUAAUUGUGCAUGUGCGAGAGUUUCGGAGCGGGCCCCUGGGCUGCAUCUACAACAAGUUUUUCUUCAACGGGUUCUACGCGCGCAUGUUUGGGGAGGACGAGGAUGGCUAG